Messenger RNA from Stomoxys calcitrans (stable fly), 1277 nucleotides. RefSeq lists its product as uncharacterized. Lineage: Eukaryota; Metazoa; Arthropoda; Insecta; Diptera; Muscidae. The record is from RefSeq and is a predicted model, not a curated record. The coding region runs from base 333 to 782 and encodes 149 amino acids. The transcript has 3 exons.
UCAACGCGGUUUUGAAAUAAGCCAAACUAAAACCGUACCGAUCUCCAACACACCGAGAGCACAAAGAAGAAAAUCACGUAGUGAUGAAAUGAAAAUAUGUGAUAGUGUUCGCGACAAAAUAGAAUAACGAAAACCAAAAUUUCGAAUAGUUUGUGAACUGCUUCAAUUUUGAACUAAUAGCAAAUAAAUUUUUGAACUGGAAAAACGUGAUUGUAUUUAAAAACAACAACAAAUAAUAAAUAAUAAUAUUUAAUAACAACAAAACAAGAACAUAUAAUAAUUAGAAGAAGCUUUAGGAAGAAGCCAAAAGUGUGUAGCACCCAGUUCCAGACAUGUUUUCCAAGAAGUCGUUUGUUGCUGCCAUUUUUGUCGUAUGCUACCUAGGAGCGUUGUGUGAACGUGGCAAUGCCACCUAUUGCUCACUGGAUCGCAUGAAGAAAUUGGCUAUGGAAGCCUGUGAGCAUCUUUUCGAAACAUUCGAUGUUCGGGAGAGGCGAUCCAUAGAUCAUGAACAUGGUGUGAACAGUGUUGAAACCUCAGCAAGAGAAAGAUUUUAUCAUUACGUUAGGCGUAGCUCUUAUCCGCAGGGAGGCUAUUUGAAAAUGGGUCUCAAUCACUAUCGAAAACUAAGCCAACUGGACAUCAGCCCCCGCUACAAGGCCAAGAAGUUGUCGCAAUUGCAACAGGAGGAGAAAAUGCGUUUCAAACGCAACGAGGAAAGCUAUAGCAACAGCAUUUCGUACUGCUGUUACCACAAGUGCGAUGAGGAUUUCUUUUGCUGAGGAAGUAGCAGCAGCUCUUAACCUUAUACUUAAGUCAUAAGACAUAGGAAAUCUAAGAAAUAAUUAUAGUCGAAUUAGUUGCCAUUUACUUAUUAGUCUAAGGAGUACCACAAUCUGUUGUUAAGUGAUCAAUCUGAAGCGGUAUCUUCCACAUUUUUUUUACACUCGCACGUAUGUACCUUAUUAGUAGUUUAGAUGUUGUAUUCCAUCAAUGUUGCGUUUCAUAUUCCGCCCUGCAAUGAAACCACCCACCCCCAUUAUUAUUUAUCAGUAUUAUCUGCCAUUAUGUUCUCUUGCCCCGUUUACCAUGUCCAUCGGGGUAAACAACCCAACCCCCAUCCACUGUAUUACCUACUAUUACAUUAGCCGAUUGUGAUUAAGUUGUUCUAAGUUUAGAAGACCUGUUUUGCAGUUGAUUUUUUGCAGAAGUAUAUACUGACAACUGUGAAUUUACGCUAAUAAACAAAGAGCAUGCAUAACUUUACUCUUGUAAAU